UCAAUAUUCUCCUUUGAUAUUAUUAUAUUUCAGUAUACUUAAUAUAUUAUAUUGGUUGUGUGAACUUACAGACCGCGUUUAUAAUAAUCUGCAAUAAAUACGAUCAGAGUAAGAAAGUCAAUCAAUCAGUCUUAUAUUUUUCUGGUUAGAUAAAGCCGAUGUGAUCAAUCGUGGCUAACACAGCCCGACAAUAAUGCCAGCUGCCGAACUAUAUCGAGAAGGAAUGUCCGGAGACCCUGAUAAACAUAAACAGCAACAGCAUCUUUCCUUAUUGAAAGAAGAAUAUGUUAAACUCCAAGCUUAUUGCAAUGAAUUAGAAAAAAAACAUGCUACAUUAGCUGCUACAUAUGGCGAUUGUAAUGAUAAAAGUUUUGUUUCCAGACUUUUAAAAACAGUAACAACAUUAUAUAACAAUACUCUUUAUAGUGAUUUAAAUAUAGCAUUAGCUAAUGGUGAUGUUCCAGCUCACAAGUUUGUUUUGUCAUCUCGAAGUGAUAAAUGGGGAAUUCCUGAUUUAACUAAAGUUAAUUAUUUAGAUUGGACCACAUUGCCCUUAGAUGUUGGAAAAGCAUUGCUGAAAUGGAUCUACACUGAUCAAGUAGAUUUUUCUAAAGGUGAUAGUUUCACAUUAAGUCUAAUGAAAACAGCAGAUACAUUUGUCUUAGAUGAUUUAGUUAAUAAGUGUGAAAAAGCUUUAAUGGCUUCAGUAAAUGUUAAGAACUGUGUAAAAUUUUAUACAACUGCCGAUGAAAUAGGAGCUCAUACAUUGAAAGAACAUUGUUCAAGUUUAAUAUCAGCUCAUUGGGAUGAUUUUACAAGUGAUGAUUUUGCACAUAUGUCAGCACAAUUUUUAUAUCACAUGUUUAAGAGUAAGACCAAAUAUCCUCUGCAUUCAGCCGUUAGACUUCGAAGAGAAGAUGUUGUAUUUCUCUAUGUAGUUGAGCAUAGUUCCCAGUUGAACAUCAAAAUUAAUGAGCUGGAUAAUAAAGGUGAAUCGGCUUUGGAUUUAGCAUUACGUGAUCAUCAAACCAGUAUUGCAGAAAUGAUGUGCGAAAAUCAGGCUGAUCCAGAUAUUCGUGACCGAAAUGGAUAUACGCUUUUGCAUUUAGCCGUACAAAGAGGUGAUACGUAUGCCGCAAACUUUUUGUUGGCACAUGGUGCAUCAGUCAAUUCAGUCACUCCCGAUCAAGGUGAUACAGCUCUUCAUCUGAUUGCCAGUUCAUCGCCACAUUUUGGAUCCGAAGAUUCUGCAUUUGCUAUGACUGCCGUAGCCCGGUCUCUUCUCAAGUCUGGACUCGAUCCUAAUUUGCCUAACAGUCAAGGAUUUACACCUCUACAUUUAGCAGUAUUGGUUCACAACAAUGAUAUACUAACAUUAUUAUUAGAAUAUUCUCAAUCUGGAAAAAUUGACUUAAAUGCUCAAACAAUUGACGAUCAUACUCCAUUAUACUACGCAUUAAUUAAUACACUUAAGCUUGAUGUCGAUGAUAGCUUUGCAAAUCGUUUGGUUUCCUCUGGAGCAAAUCCUAAUCCAAUUUAUAAGAAAACAUCAAAUUCUAUGUUACACAUUGUUGCCGAUGAAAGUCUUGAAGAAGCUGCUCUUUUCAUUACAUCUCACUGUAAUAACAUUAAUUACACAAACAAACUAGGAGAAAGCGCAUUACAUGUUGCAUGUAAAAGAGGAUUAUCACGUCUUGUUCGACGCUUACUCGAAUUUCAAGCAAACCCAAAUUUACAAACAUUACCACCUGAUAGUGUUAUAUUGAGCACAGACAGUGGUCUGCAAACUGCAUACAGACUUACUCCCUUACAUAUAGCAAUAAUUAACAAACAGGAAGGAGCUGUUAAUGCUAUGCUUCACUAUCACAAUACCAUUACAGCAGAACCUAAAGAAGGAUUUUCUAUAGUCAAUUUAAAUCUACGUGAUUCACUAGGGGAUUCACCAUUAUCUUUAGCAUUAAAAUCUGAUAUGCAACACAUUGUACCUGAUCUCAUUGCUGGUGGUGCUGAUAUUGACAUGCGAAAUGGAGAAGGUUUGACACUUUUGCAUCAGGCAAUAUUGAAAGGUGAUGAAAAAACAGCUUUAUAUUUAGUGAAACAAGGAUCAAAUUUUGAUUCAAAGACACAAGAUGAUCAGACACCUUUAGAACUUGCAACAAUUAGUGGUCAAAAUAUUGUUGUCGAAGAAUUAUGUAAGCGUGGAGUAGAUAUGGCAGUACCGUCAUCAAAUAGCGAUCCUAUUUUAUGGCUUGCUUUAACUUCUGAGCAAGAAGAUAUUGCUUCUACUCUUGUCAAGUAUGGUGUAGACACAGAUUCGUGGAGUGAAGGGCCAGAGGGAUGUUUGCAAACUCUUCUGCAUCGAGCAAUUGAUGAAAAUUCUGAAAGUGCUGCUCGUUUUCUUAUCCGAAGUGGCUGUGAUAUAAACAGCCCUAGAAAACCAGGGCCUGGUGGUCGUGGUGGCGAAGAAUCAAAAGAUCAAUCAUCUCCAUUGCACUUAUGCUGUCAUUGGGGCCUACAAAGUGUAGUUCAGACAUUAUUAGAACAUGGAGCUAAUGUUAAUGCUUGGGAUGCAGAACACAAAACUCCGCUUCAUGUGGCAAUUAAAAACCAACAUGCUGGAAUUAUUACAUUAUUACUUUGUCAUCCAUCAAUUGAUUUAACUAAGAGAGAUCGUACUGGGCUUACACCUUUUGCAGCUGCUCUUACUUGUCGUAAUGACAAAGCUGCUCGAUCAAUUUUGGAUAAGUUACCAGCUGCUGCUGAACAAUUUGACAACAAAGGGUGCAACUUUUUACAUAUGGCUAUUCAAAAAGGUGAUAUUGAAAGUGUAUUGUUUUUACUCUCUGUCAAUGUAGAUGUUAACUCAAGAGUUCAAAAUGAAUUACAAACUACUCCACUACAUUUGGCAGCCGCAACAGGCAAUGAAAUGUUAGUGCGCAGUAUCAUUUUAGCUGGAGCCAGGGUAAAUGAUCAAGAUACAAUGAAAAGAACAGCAUUGCAUAUAGCUAGUGAAACAGGCCAUGCACCAAUUGUGAACGCCUUGUUAACCAAUAAUGCCAAUUUUGAUGCACUUGAUUGUGAAGGACAAAAUGCAUUACAUAUUGCAUGUCGCGAAGGUCAUUUACAAGUUGUACAAACUUUAUUGGGAGAGUCCCAAAUCAAUGCCGAAGCAUUAACUCUUAAAUGUCGAAAUCCACUUCAUGAGCUGGCUAAACAUAGUAAGGAAAGUGCUGCUGCUAUAUGUGAAGUAUUUUUAGAGUACAUGCCAAAGUAUCCUCUUGAAGUACAAGAUGCCGAGGGAAAUACAGCAUUACUAUUAGCAUAUAUGAAAGGCAAUGGCAAUCUAUGUAGAACUUUAGUAAAAGCUGGUGCAUGUGUUGGAGCAAUGAAUAACGAUGGUAUUACUAUAUUCAACUGUCAGAUGGCCACUACUCAAUUGUUGUCUAGGUUGCUUGAUAGCUUAACAAAAGAACCGCCUUGGGUUGAUGGAUGUGAAGUAUGUCAGGAAUGUGGUUUGAAAUUUGGUUUUACAACGCGUAAGCAUCAUUGUCGUCAUUGUGGUAGAUUAUUAUGUAGCAAAUGCUCUACUCAAGAAGUUCCUAUCAUUAAAUAUGGGCUAGUGAAACCAGUUCGAGUGUGUGGGUCUUGUUUUCAAGUUUUACAAGGCUGUUAAAGGAUACAUUGUGACUAUGUCACUCAUCUGUUUUGAUAUUAUUCAUUUUGAUACUAUAAGUGCGAAUUUAUAUCUAUUUCAACGAUUUUAAUUUAUUUUGCACCCACAAUAAAAACCUUCUGGAUCUUUAAUAUAUUUAUAAAAUAGGUAAUUUAUUAUUUUAUUCCAAAAUGCAGUUCAAUAAUUUCU
Sipha flava (yellow sugarcane aphid) is the source of this 3862-nucleotide messenger RNA. RefSeq names its product rabankyrin-5. Gene Ontology annotation, molecular function: metal ion binding; protein binding. Bases 194 to 3673 code for a protein of 1159 amino acids. The transcript is spliced from 22 exons. Lineage: Eukaryota; Metazoa; Arthropoda; Insecta; Hemiptera; Aphididae. The record is from RefSeq and is a predicted model, not a curated record.